UCCACGACCGCCAUGUGACCCUCUUGUCAUGCCGCGUGUGUGUGUGUCAGUGUGUGUCGGGGUGUGUCAGUGCUCGGAUGAAUAGGACGAAGGGCAAUUCUGAGGAAUAGGGGGAAAAGAGAGAAAAGUUAAGGAACUUCUACAGACUGGAAAAUAACUUUGUCGCUCCAUUUCACCAGGGAUCCGGAGCCUCUCGACCCCAGCAGGCGGGAUGGGCUGUCUGAAGUCCACGCUGAGCGGCGGCCUGGCGAGCGGUGUGGAGAGCAAAAUCAGACAGCAGGCCGAAAAGCCGGAGCCGGCACACUACGUCAGAGACCCCACCUUCAAAACCAACACAAGUAACUCCCUGCUACCAGGUCAAGUGUUCCAGCAAAUGGAAGAGAAAGAAGCAACUUUCAAAGUGGUGAUUGCUCUUUAUCCUUACGAGGCGUUGCAUAGAGAAGAUUUAGGAUUCAAGAAAGGAGAGAAGAUGAAAAUCCUGGAAGAACAUGGCGAUUGGUGGAAAGCAAAGUCUCUAACGUCCAACAAAGAAGGAUUCAUCCCAUCCAAUUACGUUGCCCAAGUCGAUACCAUGGAAACGGAAGAGUGGUUUUUCAAAGACAUCACAAGGAAGGAUGCGGAGAGGCAGCUGUUGGCUCCCGCAAACAAACCAGGCGCUUACCUUAUCAGGGAAAGCGAAACAUCCAAAGGCAACUUCUCCUUGUCAAUCAGAGAUGUCGAUGCCCAGGGCGUGGAUUCGGUGAAACAUUAUAAAAUCAGGAAGUUGGACAACGGCGGCUUCUAUGUCUCUCCCAAAAUUUCCUUCCCGGACAUCACCAGCAUGAUCAAGCAUUACCACACCAGGUCAGAUGGUCUGUGCCGCAAACUGGACCGUCCGUGUGCGAAACCCAAAGCCCAGCGGCCGUGGGACAAGGACGCCUGGGAGAUUUCCAAAGACUCGAUAAAGUUUGUGAAGAAACUGGGAGCUGGGCAGUUUGGAGAGGUGUGGAUGGCUUACUACAACAACGCAACCAAAGUGGCCGUGAAGACCUUGAAGCCUGGCACCAUGACCGUCGAAGCGUUCAUGGAAGAAGCCAACGUGAUGAAGACUCUGCAGCACGACAGACUGGUGCGGCUCUACGCCGUCGUCACCAAGACCGAGCCCAUCUACAUCAUCACUGAAUUCAUGGCAAACGGAAGUCUCCUGGACUUUUUAAAGAGCGAUGCAGGAAGCAGACUGAAACUACCAAAGCUCAUAGAUUUCUCAGCGCAGAUUGCAGAGGGCAUGGCUUACAUAGAGAGGAAGAAUUACAUUCACAGAGACCUGAGGGCUGCUAACGUGCUCGUGUCCGAGAGCCUGCUUUGCAAAAUAGCCGACUUUGGUUUGGCGAGGGUCAUAGAGGACAACGAGUACUCCGCACGGGAAGGUGCCAAAUUUCCCAUCAAGUGGACCGCUCCAGAGGCCAUCAACUACGGCACCUUCACCAUCAAAUCAGACAUGUGGUCUUUCGGAGUGCUUCUCUAUGAGAUUAUCACAUAUGGAAAAAUCCCAUAUCCAGGGAUGACGAAGGGAGAGGUGAUGUCCUCCAUACAACGCGGCUACAGGAUGUCCCAGCCAGAAAACUGUCCGCCUGAGCUGUACGAGAUUAUGAUGACCUGCUGGAAGGACAAGCCCGAAGACAGACCCACCUUUGACUACAUACAGAGCGUCCUGGACGACUACUACACCGCGACAGAGGGACAGUACCAAGAUCAGCCGUAGCGUCGCCGAGCCGACAGGACAUUCAAGACAAUUAACAUCCACUCCACUGGUUGUGUGUAUUUUUUCAGACUUCUUUGCAGUUUUAUUGUAUAUAUCCUACAUGUUGAUGCCCACGGAAUUGUGAAGAUUCGAUGUAGUUUCACAUUAAUCUCAAUGAAAGACGUUAUCUUUCAGGAUAUUCUGAACAAUAUGGAUUAAUUUUGUCUUUGUUUUGUUUUUAUAAAUGGAUGUGAGCUGUAUUUAAAUGAGAUUGUAAUGUCAUUUACAUUACAAUCUCAUUGUAUAUUUCUCAAAUAUAUUUGAGAAAUAUAUUUGUAUAUUUCUCAAAUAUAUUUGAGAAAUAUAUUUGUAUAUUUCUCAAAUAUACAUUUCUCAAAGUAUAUUUGAGAAAUGUGGUCGAAAUGUAAACGUUUUAAAUGUGUAAUUUGGACUGACUAUAUGCAGUUGUAAUAACGUUUAUUAUAUUAAACGUCAUGUUGAGUAUCGAAUGACUGUACAUUUUGUAUUAAAUUAAAAAAAAUACACGUAUGCGGAUGUCAUUUUGUUUAAGUUUCAGUUUUAGAAAUUUGUCUGAUUUAAAAAAUUGGACCUCCAUUUGUAAUGUACUCGUGGUUUGCUGGGACACCAGUGAACACAAUAUCUCAGGAUUGUCUGUAUCACUCUCCCAAGUCGUUGUUAUUCGGGUUCUGGUUGAAAUGUUUCACUGAGAAAUGAGUCACCUCUUUAAGAAACGGAUGAAUAGGGUUUUCUUGGUAAUUCCUUUUUUAAACAUAACAUGAAGUGCUUGUAUGACUCACGUAAACAGCAGAAUUCAAUAGCUUUCUUAAUGAAGAAAGAUAAAUACCAUAAUUAAAUUCAGGGCGUCAAAAUACAUAAGACUGAAUAUUGAAAGGCUUUGUGCCAAUUUAUUUUAAAUGAAGAUAUGUAAUGAAUUU
This is a messenger RNA of Gambusia affinis (western mosquitofish), 2676 nucleotides long. RefSeq names its product LYN proto-oncogene, Src family tyrosine kinase (gene lyn). The transcript is spliced from 13 exons. Gene Ontology annotation, biological process: innate immune response; cell surface receptor protein tyrosine kinase signaling pathway; cell differentiation. The record is from RefSeq and is a predicted model, not a curated record. Bases 212 to 1741 code for a protein of 509 amino acids. Gene Ontology annotation, molecular function: ATP binding; non-membrane spanning protein tyrosine kinase activity; signaling receptor binding. Lineage: Eukaryota; Metazoa; Chordata; Actinopteri; Cyprinodontiformes; Poeciliidae. Gene Ontology annotation, cellular component: extrinsic component of cytoplasmic side of plasma membrane.